UGCCAAACUGCGCGCUAACCCAGACACCACAAAGGGUGUUGAUUGAUACAGACAGCAGGACGGUGGUCAUGGAAGUCGAAAUCCGCUAAGGAGUGUGUAAUAACUCACCUGUCGAAUCAAUCCGCCCCGAAAAUGGAUGGCGCUGAAGCGCGCGACCUAUGCUCGGCCGUCGCGGCGAUUCUGACGCCGCGACGAGUAGGAGGGCGCGGGGCCUGCUGCGAAGCCUGGAGCGUGAGCCUAGGUGUAGCGGGUCCCGGUGCAGAUCUUGGUAGUAGUAGCAAAUAUUCGAAUGAGAACUUUGAAGACCGAAGUGGAGAAGGGUUCCAUGUGAACAGCUCCGGAGAUGACAGCGGGGGCCGUGGGGAGGGUUCUCUUUCCUUCUUGACGGCUCGCCCACCCUGGAAUCGGAUCAACCGGAGAUAGGGUGCAGCGCCCGGCAAAGCACCGCGCGUCCUGUGGUGUCCAGCGCGCCCCCGACGGCCCUUGAAAAUCUUGAGCUGCGGGUACCUCUCAAGCCCGGCCGUACUCAUAACCGCAUCAGGUCUCCUAGGUGAGCAGCCUCUGGUCAAAGGAAGAAUGUAGGUAAGGGAAGUCGGCAAUAUGGAUCCGUAACCUUGGGAAAAGGAUUGGCUCUGAGGGCUGGGCCUAGGGGUCUGCGCCUCGAUGUCGUUGGCUGCCGGUGGUCUGCCCGAGUUGCUCUCGCGGCGAGGGCGGAGCCCGCGUGGCUGUGUGCCGACGGGCGUAGAAUGUCUUAUGUCCCCACCUUUCGGGUGGGGCCGUGGGACUCUCCCUAAGCAUCAAACUGCCGACGUAGAACUGGUGCGGACAAGGGGAAUCCGACUGUUUAAUUAAAACAAGGCAUUGCGAUGGUCCCAACGGAUGUUGACGCAAUGUGAUUUCUGCCCAGUGCUCUGAAUGUCAAAGUGAAGAGAUUCAACCAAGCGCGGGUAAACGGCGGGAGUAACUAUGACUCUCUUAAGGUCGAGCGGGAGCACCCGCCCAAUUUAAGCAUAUAACUAAGCGGAGGAAGAGAAACCAACGAGGAUUCCCUUGGUAGCGGCGAGCGAACCGGGAAUAGCCCAGACUGAAAAUCCGGGGGCUGUGCUGCUCCCUGAAUUGUAGUCUUGAGAGGCAACCUCUGCAGCGGGCCCUGUGCAGGCCCUCGUGGCCUGUCCGAUCCAAGCGAAAGACAUUGUCAGGUGGGGAGUUUGGCUGGGGCGGCACACCWGUUAGAAGAUAACGCAGGKGUCCUAAGAUGAGCUSAACGAGAACAGAAAUYUCGUGUGGAGCAAAAGGGCAAAAGCUCAUUUGAUUUUGWUUUCCAGUACGAAUACAAACUGUGAGAGCAUGGCCUAUCGAUCCUUUAGCGUUUCAGGAYUUGAAGCUAGAGGUGUCAGAAAAGUUACCACAGGGAUAACUAGCUUGUGGCAGCCAAGCAUUCAUAGCGACGUUACUUUUUUAUCCUUCGAUGUCGGCUCUUSCUAUCAUUGUGAAGCAGAAUUCACCAAGUGUUGGAUUGUUCACCCACCAACAGGGAACGUGAGCUGGGUUUAGACCGUCGUGAGACAGGUUAGUUUUACCCUACUGAUGCACCGCCGUCAGAAUGGUAAUCCAACCCAAUACGAGAGGAACCGUUGGUUCGCACAAUUGGCAAUUGUGCUUGGCUGAAAAGCCAGCGGUGCAAAGCUACCUUGCGUGAGAUUAUGAGUGAACUCCUCUAAGUCAGAAUCUGUGCUUGCAGCGACGGCGUAUGCCUCCUCGGAUGACACAAGGCUGYCGAUAGGGCCAGCCGGUCUGGCCCCGAAAGCAUAAGUUCGGAGUUGUCCCUCCUGCGGCGGAGCACCGACGCCCUGGGGGUCUCUUCAUCGCAAUUGUUUUCGCUCGC
This is a messenger RNA of Chara braunii, 1885 nucleotides long. NCBI's taxonomy places the organism in Eukaryota, Viridiplantae, Streptophyta, Charophyceae, Charales, Characeae. The record is from the annotation of a GenBank genome assembly.